UUUUCCCCACUGACGUCUCGAUUCGGCGUCGUCUUGAAGGCAAUUACUCAAGGUCAGCGUCUUCUCGUGAUAUCUUACAGUCAUCUAAGAUAUCUCUGCCAUGACCAGUCACCUUCUCUGUGGUUAAGGUUAAGGGAAGAUCCUCAGCAUCGCAAGUGUUAUUGCAGCAUUACUUACGAGGAGAGUGGAAAAAUGGGAAAGUACAAGAAAUUGUCGUCAUCUUACUUCAAGCUUGUCAACCCGCUCAUCGUAGCAUUGGUUGGAGCUGCAAUGUACCUCAUGGUGAUGGCAUGGCUAGAUCCUAAAGGAGUUUCCCCAGUGUUCUUUGGUCGAGUUGCAGAGUUUAUUGCAUGGGUCGGCACAGAAAAUAACGACCUUAUGAAGCAGUUGACUCUGUCUACAGUUGCCAUCCAUGCUUUUGAGUCUAUAUUAGCUCUCUACUAUUGCCAAAGGUUGAAGCUAGAUUCAGGUGUUACAUGCUGCUGGAUGAUACAAACUCUCUUUAUGGGAAUCUUUUCUCUCCGUUUCCUCAUUUGGCCUCAGAGAGAAGAAAAGUCAGCAGGGAACUCUAAGAAAAAUAAAUAAAAGAGAGACCAUUUGUAAUUUUGUAAAAUGUCUAAGUAAAAACAAUUUUUAUACUUAUACUUGACAAAUUCUUACAAUAAAAUAGACUAGAUCCA
Messenger RNA from Penaeus indicus, 680 nucleotides. RefSeq lists its product as uncharacterized. Bases 193 to 585 code for a protein of 130 amino acids. Lineage: Eukaryota; Metazoa; Arthropoda; Malacostraca; Decapoda; Penaeidae. The record is from RefSeq and is a predicted model, not a curated record. The transcript has 4 exons.